Messenger RNA from Anopheles stephensi (Asian malaria mosquito), 1638 nucleotides. RefSeq names its product histone chaperone asf1 (gene asf1). The record is from RefSeq and is a predicted model, not a curated record. Gene Ontology annotation, biological process: nucleosome disassembly; DNA replication-dependent chromatin assembly; nucleosome assembly. Gene Ontology annotation, cellular component: nucleus. The transcript has a single exon. Gene Ontology annotation, molecular function: histone binding. Bases 393 to 1109 code for a protein of 238 amino acids. Lineage: Eukaryota; Metazoa; Arthropoda; Insecta; Diptera; Culicidae.
UCUACUCACCUUGACACAAACAGCCGAAUGAAGUAGGCAGAGCGGGAAAAUUGCUGUUGAUAUUUUGUUCGUCCUUUGUGUGGUCGCGUGUAUUUGUACUUGGAAGGUAAAAAUUGCAACUAAUCGCCGUGUGUUAUCACGAUUCUUGCUCGUUCUGCCUAAAUAUCAUCCUUGGAGGGAUACAUUUUCGCGCCCACUAGUACGCCGGCAGGUAGCGCUAAUCCGUAGUGCGCGUUGCUACAAAACUACGUGGGGGACCCGCUUUUGUUUGUGUUCCGAGCAGCGGUAGUGUUCUAAGCGGGAUAAUUCUAGAAGGAAUUUCGCAAACGCAGCUGCCGGGGUUCCGGAUCUUGGUUAACGUACCGUAGCGCACGAGACGAACCGACUGAACGAUGGCCAAAGUGCAUAUCACCAACGUGGUGGUGCUGGAUAAUCCCAGCAGCUUCCUGAACCCGUUCCAGUUCGAGCUGACGUUCGAGUGCAUCGAAGAGCUGAAGGAAGACCUCGAGUGGAAGAUGAUCUACGUCGGUUCGGCCGAAUCGGAAGAGUUCGAUCAGGUGCUCGACACGAUCUACGUCGGCCCUGUGCCGGAAGGCCGGCAUAUAUUCGUGUUCCAGGCGGAUCCACCGAACGUCACCCGCAUACCCGAGCAGGACGCUGUCGGGGUGACGGUGGUGCUGCUUACCUGCUCCUACCGUGGGCAAGAGUUUGUCCGCGUGGGGUACUUCAUCAACAACGAGUACGCUGAUGCGGAAAUGCGUGAAAAUCCACCGCCGCGACCGCUGUUCCACAAGAUGACACGCAACAUACUGGCGUCGAAGCCGCGCGUGACACGGUUCAAGAUUAACUGGGACGAUGCGCCGGUGAACGGGGUGGCCGGUGGCCCCUCGAACGGGAUGAUGGAUGGUGAGGAGGCACCGACGGACGAGAUGGCCACAAACGGGGAUGCCGGCGAGGACCACGGAAUGGACGGUGAAUCGAUGAACAGUGGGCCAUCGCAUCAUCAUCAUCCAGCGGAUCUCGGGCACGACGACAAUAGUAUUGCGAUGCCGGCGACGGAAAUGCCAGAGUUCAACGAAAACUCCAACUCGCUCGCAAUGGAAUGCUGAGCGGCGUCCGGGCGCCCGCAUAUCAACAUCUCGUACGGAAGGUUUUCGUGUCCCGUCGUGUACACAACAUCUUUCAGCACACUAGCGUAGGAUUUAUAGCUAUUAAUGUAAUUAUUCAUCUUUGUCAACUGUUGCCACCUUUAAGCAGCAGACGCACAGGAAUGCGUGGGAAUAACCGUAGAAACGAACGCUAGCAACGGUUGCUGCGAUUCCGAUCCUCCAAGUGAGGUUAUGUCGGAGAUCCGAUCGGUUCUCAAUUUCUUUCAUAAAAAUUGUUAUUUCGAUCGCUGUAGGGAGUGCGCGCCAAAAAAAAAGGUUAGUUUUUUGUCUUUUCGAAUGAAUCGUUGUUAAGCGAAGAAGGAAGAAAACAACAACAAACAGAAAAACAAUUAAGGAGAGGAGCUAAAGUAUGUAAAUAACAAAUCAGCCAGAGUUGCGCGAGCCGUGUGUGUAAGAGAAAAAGCUCGCGGAUCCGGUUGAUUAGAAAUUAAAUAAACUCAUUUUGUAAUAACGAACUAACAGAACGAAA